Molecule: messenger RNA, 875 nt
Organism: Dendronephthya gigantea
Lineage: Eukaryota; Metazoa; Cnidaria; Anthozoa; Malacalcyonacea; Nephtheidae
Product: TNFAIP3-interacting protein 1-like
Exons: 1
Coding region: 104-763 (219 amino acids)
Biological process (GO): regulation of transcription by RNA polymerase II; cellular response to lipopolysaccharide
Source: RefSeq, a predicted model, not a curated record
UAACGACUUGAACUCUGUAGGGUUUGGAAAUAAACGUAAUAAGGAACUGACGAAUAGAAAAUACACACAGAUUUGCAAAUUGCUAUGAGAAACGAAAAUAAAAAUGAAUGCCUCAGUAAAGGUUAACGAACGAUUGGCAAAAUUGAUUAUUGAUUCGAAGCAAGAAAACGAGGAGCUUAAAUCAUCGCUGCGAAAUAGCAAAUCGAAUUGUACCGGUGAACACUCGGGUACGACCGGGGACGAUAAAGGAUAUCAAGAGAAAUUUGAGGCUUUGGUUAAAAUAAAUCAUGGCUCGAAGAAGGAUUAUGAGGAAAUUCAUAUGAGAUUUGAAAUGCUUCAAGGGGGGAAGAGGUUACUGGAAGAUGAGGAAAAAGAAUUGAAGAUACGGAUUAAUGAACUUGAAAAGCGCCAAGGACCUUUGGAGAGAGAACUAGCAAGAUUAGCUGGAGCUUUGUAUACGCACCAGGCUAAUGGCGGUGGUCUCUCGGAAGAGCAAUGUGAGAUCUUGAAAUCGCAAGUGAUCGUUUACAAGGAAGAUUUUGAGAAGGAAAGAGAAGACAGGGAACAUUUGAACGAAGAAAAGGAGAAAUUUAAACGUAAACUGGAAGAUGCUGAGGAAAUCAUCAGAAAAUUAACUGCAGAACUCGAUGCUUGCAAAGAUCGUGAAGAAGCUCGCAGAGGUUGGUCUGAGAAUAGAUAUCUGAGUAAAAGAGUGGGAAUCUCCCCCCGUCACCCGAUACAAGAGGAGUGCCAACACGGAUAGAGCUAUUAUAAGAGGAGACUGGACCCAUUGGGCAGUAAAAACAUAUCGUAUUGCGGUAUAUAGCACACAUACUAAACUUGUAAGUAAUCUUAUUAAUUUCAAGCACUGUUGU